Owenia fusiformis is the source of this 2913-nucleotide messenger RNA. Lineage: Eukaryota; Metazoa; Annelida; Polychaeta; Sabellida; Oweniidae. The record is from the annotation of a GenBank genome assembly.
AUUGGAGCCAUAUGAGGGCAUGGUACGUGAAAUAUGGAGUAGAGAAGAGGAGGAUUAAAAUAUAUUAUAGGGAUAUUAAUUUUGAUCUCUUAUAGUCAUAGCCUUGGAUUAUAUUCAUGAAUUAUGUGAUUUUGUAACAUAUGGAGAUAAAGAAUAAUAGGAUUAAAGUCUUUGAGAUAUUAAUUUUUGAUCUUUAAUUGUCAUCACCGUGGACUGUGUUGGUGAAUAUUGUUUGAUACAAUUGUACUUCUACUUCAGACCUUGAAAGUGGAAUCGUUUUAUCGUAGAACUGAUAAGGAACUUACUUAAAAGAAAAAAGGAAGCAGUAGAUAUAGGCUCAAUGUUUAAACUCCAUAAAUAGUUUAAUUGGUUAUCCUAUCAAGAAUACUGGGAGUCACGUGUGCUCUGGUCAUUUGAUCACCGAUCAAAUCAAAGAAUAUGAUCUGAAAGAGAUAAAUUAGUGCUAUUUUGUCCAAUGAUUGUCUAUCAUUUGCAACACACCCCCUGUUCUAAAGUCCACUUGGUAUAAUAAUGGCCUGAUGUAUUCUUCUCUUGCGAACCUCUAUGUCAAGUAGCAAAAGGGGCCAAGGUUAGCAAUUGGUUAAUACAAAUUGUAUCUUAAUGGCGACAAUAGAGCUACUGGAAGAGAAUCAGGAGUCGAAUACAAGAACAAUGGGAAGUCAGCGGCGAGUGGAUGAUGAAGAAGAUGAGCCUUCACCCCCUCUGCCUCCGGAUGGCGGUUGGGGAUGGGUCAUUGUCUUUGGAUCAUUUAUAUGCAACAUGCUGGUGGAUGGUUUCUGCUUCUGCUAUUCGGUCUUUUUUGUCGAAUUCUUAAAGGAGUUCGGUGAAUCCGUAUCUAAGACGGCAUUUGUUGGUUCCUUGGUGCCUGGGAUGUAUUUGAUGUCAGGACCGUUCGUCAGUGCCCUGGCCAACAAAGUGGGAUGUCGAGCCGUAACGAUUGUUGGCGCCGUCAUUGCAUGUCUUUCAUUCAUCCUAUCCACGUUCUCACCAAGUUUGGAUGUUCUAAUUAUCACGUAUGGCAUAAUGGGAGGUAUCGGAUUUGGUUUAAUUUAUCUUCCCUCGAUCGUAAUCGUGAACUUCUGGUUCGAGGGAAAGCGAGCAUUUGCAACAGGUAUUGCCGUCUGUGGAUCGGGAAUAGGCACAUUUGUGUUUGGAGCAUUCGCACCGCGUCUGAUUGCAGCAUUCGGUUGGAAAGGUGCAACAUGGAUUCUCGCAGGGUUGAUCUUGAAUUGCAUUGUCUGUGGAGCUGUAUUCAGACCGUUGGAAUCCCUCAGCAAGGCACCAAAACGUAAAGAGAGUGAGGACAUCGAAAUCGGGCCCCUCAAGCCCAGAAAGGGUUCAAUCAUGUACAAAAUUAUUGAAGAUAAAAAACGCCAAAGAACCAUUUCAAGUGGAUCAAUGGAUAAUGUAGUUAUUACCAAAGACAAUAAAGUUGUAGACGCUAAAAAAGCGAAACUUUUUCCAGAUAAUAAACUGAUGGACAUUGAAGAAGAAAAACUUAAACCUAAAACAACUGUGCGUUUAGAAAAUAACAAUGCAAUCCAUGAACAUAAUGACAAAUCAGAAACACAGAAGGAAACAACUAUUAUUAAUUCUACUCCUAAUUUACUAAAUAUCCACAAUAAAGCCUUGGAUAGAGUAAGGGCCUUGAAAGGGGCAACCAAGGUCAGUUUCUCAGCUGAGGACUUGAGAAAACGAGUUUUAAAAAAGCCAAUACAGACACCAGAAGAAGAGGAGUACGAAAGAAAGAAGAAGGAAGUAUCGAGGCCAAUGUAUCGGCAGGACAUAUUCUAUACAGGCAGUAUGAGAUCCAUUCCAGAGUUCCAGUCUCAGCCGGAUAUAAGAUCAUAUAUUAAAAGCACAACGAGUGUCAAUGUACAGAAAGAAGAAGGCAGACUUGGUCCAAUCCUGAAUGUAUUGAAAGAUAUGUUUGAUUUCUCCAUCUUGAAGUGUCUGACUUUCGAUGUCAUAUGCUUCAUGAGUGUUGCUGCUAUGCUAGGAUUUUUUACCCCCUUUGUGUACCUAUAUAUGCAAGCUAUACAGUUUGUGGAUCCAAACGAGGCUGCAUUCCUACUUUCAAUAAUAGGUAUAUCCAAUACAGCGGGAAGGGUUGUAGCUGGUUGGCUCUCUGAUCGAACCUGGGCGGAUUGUUUAGUCAUCAACAACUUCGCACUGGUGGUCGCCGGGGCAGUGUGUAUAGCCAUCCCACAUUGUACCCAGUAUUGGAUGUUCGUGUUGGUGUGUGUCAUCUAUGGACUUUGCAUUGCAUGUUUCAUAUCUCUUAGAACCAUAAUAUUAACGGAUCUGUUGGGGCUAGCUAUGUUGACAAAAUCUUUUGGUAUACUGCUGUUAUUCCAAGGAAUAGCCUCAGUCGUCGGAACACCAUUAGCAGGGGUUUUGUACGACGAAGAGAACCAAAGUUAUGCCAUCUCAUUUUACUCAUCUGGCAUUCUGAUAUCAGUCGCAGGAGUAGUAGGCUUCACUGUAAGAACUCUUAAUAAAUGGGAAAAGAAACAUCGGCCACACUUAUUCGAAAGUGGACAGACUCAAUAUGUACCUGUAUCUAGCACUGAGGAUUUACCAUUACCCCCUUUAGGGUCUGAACAAAAUGGACACGCCCAAGCGCCUUGAAGAAUGCUGCAAAAUAUGACUUCUCAAUGUUUUAUUCUCAAUAUCUAAAAAGAAUUAAUGUAAAUUAUCUAAAUUAUUGUGUGUGCAGUUUUGUCAAGGAUGUCGCCAGCACAUUGCCAAAUAUAUAUUAACAUUUUUGAUAGCAGUGUGUUAUGUUUACUUCGAUGGUGAUAAACGCUUAUUAAGGUGUCUCUAUGACCAUAGGCCACGUAAAUUAAAGGUGAUUUCUUAUCAAAUCAGGUGAUUUGAAGGAGCACAAAC